Closterium sp. NIES-67 is the source of this 1849-nucleotide messenger RNA. The record is from the annotation of a GenBank genome assembly. NCBI's taxonomy places the organism in Eukaryota, Viridiplantae, Streptophyta, Zygnematophyceae, Desmidiales, Closteriaceae.
AGGGUGGCAGCAGAGAAGCCGCCAGCACACAAAGCCCAACAGCUGACGCCCAUUGCGGAGAUUGCUAGUACGCCCCGCGACCUGCAUCCAGCGCGGAAUGUCCGCGUGACUCUGAGUGAAUUACACGAGCGCGGUCCACUCCCCUACUGAUCGGUCCGCAUCCUCUCGCCACGCACCCUCGCGCGGCGGCAGCGAUGGCAGCAGCGCCCGCCUCGCCUGCCCUGGCCGGCCGCCGCGCUGCUCUCCCCACGCACGCGGGGCACCGCCCGAUUACCGCCCGCGCGCCGUGGCUGCAUGGAUGCGCCCGCCUCGCCCAGUGGGGGAGGCCUGAGCUCCCCCUGAUGCCGCGGAGGGGAAGCAAGGCCCGCGUGAGCGUGCGGGCGUCCACGCGCCAUCUGCCGCCUAUCCCCACGUCCUUCCCGCCCCUGCCGGACCCCGCCCUGCCGCCGUACGAAGAGUUCGUGUUGCCCAACGGCCUGCGAGUCUUUCUGCUGGAAGACCAUGAGCUGGGGCUGGUGGGCGGGCAGCUGUUGGUGAAGGGCGGGGCGCAGUAUGAAGCGCCCAACAAGGUGGGGCUGGCGGGCAUGAUGGCGGCCGUGCAGCGCAGCGGCGGCACCAACGAGUACCCGGAGGACGCUCUGGAUGGCAUGCUGGAGUCCCUGGCAGCGUCCAUAGAGACGUCAGCGGGCACGUCGUCGCUGUCGGCGUCCUUCCGCUGCCUGCAGGAAGAUGUCCCCACCCUCAUGCCGCUCUUCCGAGACGUGGUGCUCUCCCCUCUGCUGCCUGCCUCCAAGCUCGCCUUCUCGCGCACUCAGCUGCUCGGCUCCAUCGCCCGCCGCAAUGACGAUCCUGCCCGCAUGGCGUCUCGGGAGCUGCAGCGGCUGCUCUACAGCCCCGCUUCCCCGCGCGGCCGCUUCCCCCUCGCCGCUGACGUGGCACGCAUCUCCCUGAGCGACCUGCGUGCCUUCCAUGCAGCUUCCUACAGCGACCCCUCACAGGCGGUGCUGGGCAUGUGGGGCGACUUCGACCCGCAGCAGAUGAGGGCCCUUCUAGAAGCCACCUUCCAGCCCUGGGGCACUGCUGGCAGUAGCAAUACCAGCAGCCGGGGUGGCAGAGGCGGGUCCCGGCCAGAACCAUACUGGGGGCCGGAGGAGGGCGUGGCGGCCAGUGCAGCGGGCGUCUAUGUGGUGGACCGACCGGGGCUCACCCAGAGCAUAGUGCGAGUGGGCGAGCUGGGCACGACCAUCAGCGACCCGGACGUGUUUGCCCUGGACGUCCUUAACUCCAUCCUCAACGGCUUCGGCGGCCGCCUCUUCGACCAAGUGCGGUCGCAGGAGGGCCUGGCGUACUCAGUGUCAGGCUCGUGGUCGCCAGGCGUCGACCACCGGGGGGCGUUUGUGGGGGGCGGUGAGACCCGGGCGGAGUCAGUGGGGCGGUUCAUAGCAGCGGUGCAGCGGGUGCUGGCAGAGGCCACCCUGGACUCGCCCUCGCCAGAUGAGCUGCAGCAGGCCAAGGACCGCGUGCUCAACUCCUUCGUCUUCAACUUCGCUGACAGUGGCGCACAGCUGAGUCGCAUCAUGACGUACGAGCUGUUCGGCAUCGACCAGGACUUCAUCUUUGAGUUCAAGCGCCGCGUCGAGGCACUCUCAGCAGACCAGGUGGUGGUGGCGGCGCAACGCUGGCUGCACCCCACGGAGCAGCCCAUCCUCGUGGUGGCUGACGCUGCUGCCGUCAUGCCGCAGCUCACUGCUUUGGGGCUGCCCGUCACACGCGUUGACCCACAAUGACCACGCUGCUCCUGCUGUGAAUGGCCUUUUUCCAGGGAAAUUGAUAAAGCCUAUGCCAUAAG